Messenger RNA from Eurytemora carolleeae, 1100 nucleotides. RefSeq names its product zinc finger protein 70. The transcript is spliced from 13 exons. Gene Ontology annotation, cellular component: nucleus. The coding region runs from base 21 to 1082 and encodes 353 amino acids. The record is from RefSeq and is a predicted model, not a curated record. Lineage: Eukaryota; Metazoa; Arthropoda; Copepoda; Calanoida; Temoridae. Gene Ontology annotation, molecular function: DNA-binding transcription activator activity, RNA polymerase II-specific; RNA polymerase II cis-regulatory region sequence-specific DNA binding. Gene Ontology annotation, biological process: regulation of transcription by RNA polymerase II.
AAAGAAAAUCAUUUCAAGAAAUGGAAUUGGAGAAACAUUUGGAGUUUUUGAGUUCUAUUCUCAGGUCUCACGCUCAAACUAAAGAUUUGAGCAGUUUAAAGCUACGUUGUGUUGAUGGAGAGCUGGAGUUGAAUAAAUUUAUUGUAGGAUUUAUUUUUCCAGCCUUGGAAAUAUCACUGGAGUUUAAUUUAUCAUUGUGUGAUUCUAUCCUGCUUCCUUCCCACACGGUUCAGGAGAUUCAUCAGCUUAUAAAUCAAUAUCUUCAGUUUACCUCUUCAAGUUCUGGGAAGUGCGAAGCCGCUGAACCCGAAAUCAAAUUAGAAGAGGGUGUUUUUCUCGUAGAAUCGGAAAUAGCAGAGUACUCUCCUGUGAGAACUAAGUUCCUAACCACGGAAGAAACAUAUCCCUGUACAAUAUGUGAUGAAGUGUUAGCUGAUGAGCAUGUUUUAAAAGAUCACAUGAAAACCUGUCGAUCGUACUCUUGCAAGAUUUGUGGACAGUCCUUUUCCAGAGACACUGCUUUAAUGAAACAUGUAAAAGCAGAACAUGUGGGGAAAGAAAAUAUUGAGUCUGGAAAAUCUACCAAACUCCGAGGAGAUAAAUCCGCAAAAGUUCACAGCUGUUCCUUUUGUAAUAAAUCAUUUCCGUCAAAGUACAAAUUAGAAAAGCAUUCCAAUUUGCACACAACCCCGUUUCCUUGUGAGCUUUGUGAUCAAAAGUUUUCAAAUUCUAUCAAACUGUCAAGACAUAUGAAUCACUCACAUGAACUAGAUGUUAAGAUUGAACUUGGGCACACUUGUGCAAUAUGUGAGAAAGAAUUUACCGCUACAAGUAUGCUGACAAAUCACAUGAGAACUCACACCAAGGAGAAACCGUUUAAAUGUAAUAUCUGUGGUAAAGAGUUCUCAAUAAAACAUAAUUUAAGAGUUCAUACAAGAAUUCAUGAUGGAAGCUCUAAAGUUUAUGCUUGCCGGUUCCCUCCUUGCAUAAGAAAGUUUUCGCAUACUUCCGAGAGAAAAGAUCAUGAAGGUUGUCAUACAGGAGAAAAGCCGUAUACUUGCCCUUACUGCGCUCAAAGGUGAACCCUACAAUUACCACAA